Molecule: messenger RNA, 3378 nt
Organism: Xyrauchen texanus (razorback sucker)
Lineage: Eukaryota; Metazoa; Chordata; Actinopteri; Cypriniformes; Catostomidae
Product: eosinophil peroxidase-like
Exons: 15
Coding region: 37-2715 (892 amino acids)
Biological process (GO): response to oxidative stress
Molecular function (GO): protein binding; heme binding; peroxidase activity
Source: RefSeq, a predicted model, not a curated record
GUUAGACCCAGAGAGCCAUACAUCUGAUAUACAGAGAUGAAUCUUCACAAAUUUCUUUUUCUGGUGGGCUGCUGUUGUACUCUUAAAACUAAUGCCUUAGCAGAAGAAGAGAGUCCUGGGAGACAGUUCAUUCUAGAUUCAGUUGAGGAAGCCAAAAAAAUAGUGGAUGCUGCCUACAAAUAUUCCCGUGAUGAGAGUUUAGCAAGGGUGCGCAAGGAUGUCAUCAAGCCUUCGGACAAACUGCGUCUCAUGAAACAGCCAGCUCGAAAAACCCGCGAGGCUGUGAGAGCCGCAGAUUACAUGGAGCAGACGCUUAUACUGAUCAAUGAGAAGGCUCAUCAUGCACACAAGAGGUCCAUCAAUGCUACAAGCCUGCUCACUCCAGACGAGCUUAACACCAUCAAGCGUCUGACAGGCUGUGCUGCUCAAACACAGCCCCCAUCUUGUAGGACCACACCCCUCAUAAACAAGUAUCGAACUGCCUCCAAUGUUUGCAACAACAGGAGGAACCCUCUCCUUGGUGCAUCCAACACCCCUUUUACCCGCUGGCUGCCUGCAAAGUAUGAGGAUAGCAUCUCACAGCCCAAAGGGUGGGACCCCAACACAUUGCACAACGGUGCAUUACUGCCCCUGGUCAGACUGGUUUCCAAUCGUAUUCUAAGCACUACAGAUGCUGAUGUAGUAAAUGAUAAUGACUUCACCUUCAUGCUCACCAUCUUUGGACAGUGGGUUGACCACGAUCUGACUCUUACGCCCACCUCACCAAGCAUUAGGUCUUUCAGCAAUGGCCUCAACUGUGAUGAGAGCUGUGAGCGCUCCGAACCCUGCUUCCCAAUUCCGAUCCCGAAGGAAGAUCCACGUCUGAGUCCUGACACCUGUCUCCCCUUCUUCCGUUCAUCACCUGCUUGUGGUUCUGGGAACACCGCCUUUAUCUUUGGCGGUGUCCCCAAAGUCCGAGAACAGAUCAACGCUCUUACAGCUUUUCUAGAUGCUGGGCAGGUUUAUGGGUCAGAGGACGGUCUGGCAAAGGAGCUGCGUGACCUGACCAAUGAUGGUGGUCUGCUACGCGUCAAUGAUCAAUUUCUUGACAAUGGGCGAGAGCACCUGCCCUUUACCAAUGUACAGAGCAAAAUGUGUGCUACGCGUCGAAAAAUCCUCAACGACACAAGCCUGACAGAAGUGCCUUGCUUUAUUGCAGGGGAUGUUCGUGUUGAUGAGAACAUUGCUCUUACCUCCCUACAUGCACUAUUCAUGAGGGAGCACAACCGAUUGGCUCGUGCCCUUCACAUACUCAACCCUAGUUGGAGUAGUGAAACCCUCUAUCAAGAGGCACGAAAGAUUGUGGGUGCCUACCAACAGAUACUGGUGAUUAAGGAAUACCUGCCGCAUAUUGUUGGCCCUGAUGCUUACAAUAAACACCUUGGCCUAUAUCCAGGUUAUGAUGAGAAUGUGGACCCUAGCAUUGCUAAUGUCUUUGCCACUGCAGCUUUCCGUUUUGCCCACCUGGCCAUCCAACCCAUCAUAUUUCGUCUUGAUGAAAAUUACCAGAACCAUCCUCAAUUUCAAAACGUGCCCCUCUAUGAGGCCUUUUUUACUCCUUGGAGGGUGAUUUUUGAGGGUGGCGUGGAUCCUCUGCUCCGAGGAUUGAUUGGUCAGCCUGCAAAACUGAACACACAGGAUCACAUGUUGGUGGAUGCUCUUAGAGAGAGGCUGUUUGCUUUUACUAGCCACAUUGCUUUGGACCUGGCUGCCCUCAACAUGCAAAGAAGUCGUGACCACGGUAUACCAGGUUAUAAUGCAUGGCGGCAGUUCUGUGGACUGUCCACACCUCAGAAUGAGCAAGAAUUGGCUGUGGUGAUGAACAACACUGAAUUAGCUCGCAAGCUGAUUGAGCUUUACAGAACCCCUGCGAACAUUGACGUUUGGUUAGGAGGCGUUGCUGAGCCUUUUGUACCUGGUGGUCGUGUUGGUCCACUUUUUGCUUGUCUUAUCUCUACGCAGUUCCAGCACAUUCGCCAGGGUGACAGGUUAUGGUGGGAGAACAAAGAAGUGUUCACAAACAGACAAAAAGCCUCACUGGCCCCUGUGUCUCUGGCCCGCAUCAUCUGUGACAACACAGGAAUCCGUAAUGUUCCCAAUGAUCCUUUCCGCUUCAGCAGUUCUGCAAGUUUCGUUAGCUGUGACAAUAUCCCAGCCUUUGACCUCACCCCUUGGAUUGAGACUGAUUCCGAUACCUUUCAAGGGCCUCCCGGACCCAGAGGACCUCCAGGGGAACAAGGUCCCCGAGGUCUAGCAGGCCCACCUGGACCUCCUGGACCACCCAUUAAUACCACAAGACAACAGUCUGCCUUCUUUGCUUCCCUUGGCACAGUCCUCCCGGUCUCUGCAAAAGUUGUUGUGUUCAGUAAGGUCCUUUACAAUGGCCAGAACCAUUAUAACCAAACAACAGGGUUGUUCCACUGCAAUAUAUCUGGUGUAUAUGAAUUUCAUUUCUCAUGCAUAGGAACUAAAACAUUGGGCACUGUGACCUUAAAGAAAAACCAAAUUGUACAGCUGACUGCUGAAACAAUCAAUCUAAAUGUACGAACAUUAGCUGAAGGGCAGGUAGUUCUGACACUUCAGACAGGAGACCGUGUGUGGAUAGAGACUUCUCGGGGUGCAAAUGGAAUAACCAGUUCCAGCUACUUCUCUGGCCAUAUUCUCUUCGCUGAGUAAGGAAUCUAUUAUGAAUCUAUUACAUUCUGAUGCUUCUUAUAUAUAAUAAGUCCUAGCAAAUGCUAAAUUUCCUCCUGAUAUAAGUUUAAUCAGCCUUCCACUGUUUGGAUACUCUGAGAUUCUUGUAUAUUAUUAAAAUUACAUUUUUCAACUUGUGUUACAACUGUGACUUUUUGUUUAUUAGAAUAGUAAGAAAUAAGUGCCUUCCAGAAAAUAAAUGUAAUAACCAGAUUAAAAUCCUUUGCCCAAAACCAAACUGUGGAAACAUAUUCAAUGCAAAUGUUAUAUUUCUAUCACACUUAUCCACUUUUUUGUAUAUUUGAAUUUAUUUUACAUUGUGAUUGCUUAUUUGCCCUUGUCUGAGUUUUAUUGUUAACAUACAUAUUAACUGUUUUUAUCAAAGUAAUGCGCUGUAAUCAUUUGAAUCUCAGUUAAGUGUUCAGUGAUACUUAUUGUUUAAUUUGUAGUACAUUACUACAGAAUAUUCAACACUAUUACUGUAUACUAUAUGAAUAUCAACUACUGUACAUUCAUUGUUUAGAGCAUUAUUGUAACUUUACAUGCACUAGCUCAUUUUAUUUUUUGUAUGGUUGUUUUGUUGUCAUAUUGCAACAAAUUUGUAGUCCAUUCUGUGACAACUACAUUUUGUGUAUGCUUUUAACA